AUGGCAACCAUCGCAACCGCAACCGCAGCUGCCCCCGCGCCGGCCGUUGUGCCGCGCGUGCCUAUCCCUGCUAACGGCGUCGACUACCGCAACAAAAUCGUCCUCGCCCCAAUGGUUCGAUCAGGCGAACUACCCUCGCGCCUACUGGCACUGAAAUACGGCGCUGACCUAGUCUGGGGUCCCGAAACAAUCGACCGCUCUAUGAUCGGCGCUGAGCGACGCGUUAACCCGCGAAACGGCACAAUCGAAUUCACCCGUAUGCCCAGCAACGGCGGACGCCCCGACAAACCUGCCAAACCAUCAAUCAUCUACCGCAUAGACCCAGCGCGCGAGAAAGGCCGACUGAUCUAUCAAAUUGGUACGGCCGACCCAGAGCUAGCAGUACAAUCGGCGCGCGUUGUGGCCGCCGAUGUCUCAGGCAUUGAUCUCAACUCUGGCUGCCCGAAACCCUUCUCCACAAGCGGUGGAAUGGGCGCUGCCCUCCUCCGCACACCCGACCUCCUCGUCUCAAUCCUGGAAGCUCUCGUCAAGGAGAUCGGUGUACCCUUCCAAAUCGGCAUCUCGGUCAAGAUUCGCAUCCUCUCCAAGCCCGAAGAAACAGAGGCCCUCGUUUCCCGCCUCGUGAAAACAGGCAUCACAGGCUUGACAGUGCACUGUCGCACGACUCCCAUGCGGCCGCGCGAACGCGCAAUCCGCGAUCAACUCCCCAUGGUAGCGCGCAUCUGCCACGAGGCCGGCGUGGCGUGCGUGAUGAACGGCGAUGUAAUAUCGCGCGACCAGGGCCUCGCGCUGAUGGCCGAGCACGGCGUUGACGGGGCAAUGAUUGCUACCUCCGCGGAGACCAACUCGUCUUGUUUCCGGGCCGAGGCAGAUGGUGGUGUCGCGCCGUGGCGGGAUGUCGUCUAUGACUACUUGCGUUUCUGUAUCGAGUCAGAGAACCGUCUGGGCAAUACCAAGUAUCUGCUCAACAUGCUGAUCCCCGGCAAGAACAAAGAGUUCAAGGAUACGAAAUUGUCCAAAACAUAUCUUGAUAUCUGCCGUGGAUUGAAGUUCGAUGAUUUGCUUCCUGCUGCUGCGCAUGUUGAUCAGAUACUCGGUCUGGAUGAAAAGUGGGAGACUGCCCCCGGUGUGACCGAUACUGAACCCCAGGCUGAAACGAAGUCCAAGGCCGUGCAGAAUGCUAUGGAGUCCGAAGCUGCUCGUGCAGCUGGUGGUGGUGCUGUUCGAACUAAAACGCCUUCGCCAGCUGUUCAUGGGGGCGGUCCCAUUCGGCGGUCUUCUGCUCCUCAGCCAGCUAAGGUUACUCAAGUUGAUGCUGAACAGCCAGCCGUUGAGGCUAGUGUUCCUGAUGCACAAGCUCAGGCUCCAUCUCAAGUGACUGUGUGA
This is a messenger RNA of Penicillium griseofulvum, 1386 nucleotides long. Its product is annotated as tRNA-dihydrouridine(20) synthase (NAD(+)). Gene Ontology annotation, cellular component: cytoplasm. Gene Ontology annotation, biological process: tRNA dihydrouridine synthesis. Gene Ontology annotation, molecular function: tRNA dihydrouridine synthase activity; flavin adenine dinucleotide binding. The transcript has a single exon. NCBI's taxonomy places the organism in Eukaryota, Fungi, Ascomycota, Eurotiomycetes, Eurotiales, Aspergillaceae. The coding region runs from base 1 to 1386 and encodes 461 amino acids. The record is from RefSeq and is a predicted model, not a curated record.